This is a messenger RNA of Meloidogyne enterolobii, 3039 nucleotides long. NCBI's taxonomy places the organism in Eukaryota, Metazoa, Nematoda, Chromadorea, Rhabditida, Meloidogynidae. The record is from the annotation of a GenBank genome assembly.
AUGCAACAACAAUAUGCACAAGUCCAAUCACAACAAAAAUUCCAAACACAGGCAGUGAAAUCAGUAUCUCAAAUUGACGAGCAACAACAAUUACAAAAGAGUGGUUCCGUGUUUGUACCAUAUCAGCAUGAACAACCAGUGAGCGUUCAUUCUGUAGAUGGAUAUCAGCAGCAACAAUCUGAAGGCUCAUACAUUAACAGGCAACAAUUUUUGCAAACAGGAACUGUUAAUACUGCUCAUCCGGCUGUUGUUGGUUAUCCUGCACCUUAUCAAGCUGGAUAUGCGUCAAAUUUUAUUCAGAAGCAAGAUUGUUCUGCAGGACCAAGUAAUAGCUCGAUCGGAAUAUCAUCACCAUAUCAACAACAGCCUUAUUUAACACAUCCUUAUAAUAUAACUCGACAACAGCAGCAACACCAACACAUUUAUCGUGAACUUUUCGAGUGCGAUCAACAGUUAGCUUCUUUAAUACCACAAGUGCAGCAGAAUCCAGAGCUGGCAAUAAGGGUGGAAAAGAUUCAAAUUCGAAGGCAAUAUUUACAUGCACAAUUGAUGCAAAUUAAUUACGCAAUGAAUACUGCAGUAUCUGCUGCAAUGGGCUCUGAAACAGCGCAUGGCCAACUGCACUCUACAGAAAUGCAUUUGUCCACGACUUCUCAUUCUGUCAUACCACCGCAGUUAGCUGGACAAUAUUCACCACAUUACAGUGGGCAAUCAUCCCAGCAUCAUUUCUCAGCUGGUCACCAACAGAAACUAGUAAAUCCUAAUUUAAAUCCAUACUCGCAGCAGCAAAAUAGCAUCCAGCCCCACUUUUCUUCGCAACAAUAUCAUCCAGCGCCUCCAAUACCCCCGGCUCCUUAUCACUCCAACACUGUUUGUGCAAAUGUGGUUCAGCAGCCGUUGUCACCACGUCAGCACCAACACCAACAACCGAUUGCAUCGCUUCAGCAAUACAUUCCUCCUCUUCCAAGUAUGUCCUCGCCAUCAGUAGCGGUUAUGUCUGCAUCUAAUCAAGUGCAAGUUAACAUUCGCCCUGAAGUCCCUGGUCGGACUCUGAUCAGUGUCUACCACGGUCAAGAUUUACAACCAAACAUAGCGCAACCUGCUAUAUCGACUGUAGCAGCAGAUAUGCAGCAAUCGAUGAAUUAUGACUCACAAAGGCAGUAUCAAUUUCCAAAUCAUGGUGAUCAGCAGCAAGAUCCGUCAGCCAAGGAUUCUAUUCCUCCUGAACCGUUGCCACCGAAUUUGUCACGUGAGCAUAAGCGCCGUCAGCAACAACAAAAAUUACAAGAAGAACAAGUAAAGUGUCUCGAUCAACCAUGUUUCCAAUCACCUGAUACUAUUCGACAGAAUAUUUUACCAGAGUCGGAAAAUAGACUACCGUCACCUCCUUCACCCCCUAUGUCUCUGACGAGCGUUAGUCUGAGCUUUCUGGCUUGCGAAACAACAGCAAAUUUUUCCAAAACCUUUCCCAUUUAUUUGCUUGAAGUAGUUGAGGCUACAUAUGAAGCGUCAAGGCCUCUUAUUCAAAUUGCGGAACAGAACAUGGAGAAAUUAGAAGUGGAAACAACUAUUGAAUUUAAUGAUAAUGAAGCUACAUCAUCAGAACAACUUGAUAUGGUUCCAGAAGAAUUGGAAGUCACUUGUAAUGAUAAACGAACUGAUAUUGUUGAACAAAUUCAAGAAAGACAUUUACAGCCACAAAGUUCUUUGAAAAAAUCUGAACUUUUAAGCGAUAAAUCACUUGACGAAGAAGAUAUUAAUGAAGAAACUGGGAGUUAUGAUGUUAUUAUUAACAAAAAAGAAACAAAAAGGGGAAUAAAACGGCGAUUUACAGAUGACAGUGAUUGUUUAGAAGCUGAUAAGGUUUUGAACGUACAGAAACCAGAGGUGGAAACAACUAUUGAAAUAAAAAGUGAACAUUUAAUUCAAUCUACGUCUGAGACUAAAUUGGAAGAAGGAACUUCUGAAAAGCUUGAAGAAUCUACAGUUGAGGAAUUUCAACAAGGUGACUCUUCAACAAAUGAAACUACUCCUGUUGAUGAUUUUGCAUUUUCAUUUCAAACAACAAGUAAUGAUCCUUAUAAUUCUUUUGCUGCGACUCGCCAAAGCGGGAAAACUACAAAACCAAGACGAAAGAAGCGUUUAAUUUUGGAUUGGAACAAACCUGAUGAUGAGGAUUAUGUCACUGGUAGAAGUGAAAAAAGACCUAGAAUUAAUAAGAGGGCGAGUGUUAAAAGAAAGUCUGGAUCUUCUUUUACGACAGAUGAAGCAUGUUUGGAUGAUUUGAAGUUGGAUAGUGAAUUCUUUGUUGAAAAAAGGUCAUCACGUAAAAAGGAAAUUGAUAAAAAGACAAAUUAUGGAGAGGAAAGUGACAAUGAAUAUGAAAUUCGAAAUCCUUUGCCUGAACAAAAGGAAACCAAAGAAAGCCGAAUUGUUGAGAGGAUUUUGGGCGUUCGAUUUGCAAAAAGGACGGUUUUGAAUAACGAUCUUACGGAUAAAAAAGAUGACCUAAAGUUAGAUGAUAAUGAAAAAAUAGUUGACACUGAAACUCCUUUAAAAUGUAAUGAGGAAGUAUGCGGUGUUUCUGAAAAAUCAAAUAAAGAAAUCACAGAUGAACCAACAAAAACUGAAAAUUCUAACGAAAAGGAUGCAAAUGAAACAAAAUUGCCUAUUCAGGAUGGCGAAACAAUUCCAAAUAAAGAAGCUCUGCAGAUUAUGGAUUCUGAAAAAAUUAUAGAUUCUGAAAAUGUUGAAGAAGUUUAUGUAAAAUUCAAAGGACUAUCUUAUUUGCAUUGUGAAUGGAAAACGAUUCAAGAGCUCGAAGCUUUGGGAGACAAACGCGUGGCUUCCAAAUUGAAUCGAUGGAAAUUAAAAUUUGGAAAUGAUUCCACUACUGCUGUGGAUGUUCAAGAGGAUGAUGAGGAUCAACGCGAUUUUUUUAAUGAGGAUUACACUGUCGUCUCCCGUGUCCUUGAUGAAACCUACGACAAAAAGGAACAGCAACAAUAUGUACAUAUUUUAAUCAAUAAUGUACACUGA